AUGGCGGCAUCAACAUUAAUUUUGGGAGUACCAUUUGGUGGCUUGAUCCAUGAUAUACGUGAAGAAGAUCGCAACAAACGGUGUCGUUUGAUUGAGCGGGCACGUCUUGGAGGCAACGUCCUCUACGGCACCUCCUCGUUGGUGGUUAAGUCGAUGUCCUUUCACCCCCUCGACGAGUCCGCCAACCUCACCAACCCAAAAAUCCUUGUUCCACUACUCUCACCAAACUCAACAUCAUAG
This is a messenger RNA of Sphenostylis stenocarpa, 240 nucleotides long. NCBI's taxonomy places the organism in Eukaryota, Viridiplantae, Streptophyta, Magnoliopsida, Fabales, Fabaceae. The record is from the annotation of a GenBank genome assembly.